AUGCUUACCAGCGUUCUAUCCUUCACGCCCGAGCAGGCUGCUCAGGUCACUGAGUACUGCACCAAUGUCUCCAACGAUGUAUCCGACAACAUGAACGAACUCUGGAAAUGGACCUCCGAGGAAUUCGAGGACGCCGACAAGAUGUCCUCGCCUCUGCAGGGCGCCACGAUGAAGUUCCUCGCGGAGCACCAGCAAGCCAAGCGCGUCCUCGAAAUCGGCUGCUACACCGGCUACAGCGCCCUUGCGUGGUACGAGAGCACUGUUUCAACACAGGCCGAGAUCAUCACUCUGGAACUAGACCCGAAGAUGAUCGCCGCGUCGCGCCGCACCUUUGACAAGUACGGCCUCAACGACCGCGUCACCCUGAUCGAGGGCCCUGCGCAGGACUCCCUGCAGAAGCUCACCGGCACCUUCGACAUUAUCUUCGUGGACGCCAACAAGGAAGGCUACGAGGGGUAUGUCAAGACUGUGCUGGACAAGAAACUCCUGAGCCCGAAGGGUUUCAUCAUAUGUGCUGACCCGCCGACCAACUAUUUAGUCUUCGCCCGCGGUAUGACCAUCUCUGCUGAUGCCAACCCCUACCUGGCUGAGAAGUCCCGUGCCUACUGGACGGCGAACGGCAUUGCCCUGCGGAAGUUCAACACGUUCUGCAAGAGAGACGAUCGCAUCGAUAGUGUUUUGCUGCCCGUGUACGACGGAGUCACUCUGAUCAAGUGGAAGCCUAGCAUUAUUGAGGCGAACGGGUUCCACUAG
Messenger RNA from Aspergillus affinis, 753 nucleotides. RefSeq names its product O-methyltransferase. Bases 1 to 753 code for a protein of 250 amino acids. Gene Ontology annotation, molecular function: O-methyltransferase activity; S-adenosylmethionine-dependent methyltransferase activity. The record is from RefSeq and is a predicted model, not a curated record. The transcript has 4 exons. NCBI's taxonomy places the organism in Eukaryota, Fungi, Ascomycota, Eurotiomycetes, Eurotiales, Aspergillaceae.